CCCGAGCAUCACAAAAACUAAAAGGCUCAAGACAAGCCAGGGUGCCCCCCCUAUGGAGUCCUUCAACAGGUGGUUUUCUAGAAGAUGACCAUAGAGGACCUCCCGGAUUUUCCACUGGAAGGAAGUUCUCUGAUCGGAAGAUACCCAUUUUUAUUCCCUGGCUCAGACACACCGGUUAUCUUUUCCAUUUCUGCAGCACCAAUGCCUUCGGACUGCGAGUUUUCUUUCUUUGAUCCUAAUGACGCAUCAUGCCAGGAAAUUCUCUUUGAUCCCAAAACUUCAGUCUCAGAAUUAUUUGCUAUUUUAAGACAGUGGGUUCCUCAGGUCCAGCAAAACAUUGACAUUAUUGGAAAUGAGAUUCUCAAGAGAGGCUGCAAUGUGAAUGACAGAGAUGGCUUAACCGACAUGACUCUGUUACAUUACACUUGCAAGUCUGGGGCUCAUGGCAUUGGUGAUGUUGAGACAGCUGUAAAAUUUGCAGCUCAACUUAUUGAUCUGGGAGCAGACGCGAGUUUGCGGAGCCGCUGGACAAACAUGAACGCCUUGCAUUACGCCGCAUACUUUGAUGUCCCCGAGCUUAUAAGGGUGAUUUUGAAGACAUCAAAACCAAAAGAUGUGGACGCCACUUGCAGCGACUUUAAUUUUGGGACAGCUCUGCACAUUGCAGCAUAUAACCUGUGUUCAGGAGCUGUGAAAACCUUACUGGAGCUUGGAGCAAACCCUGCAUUUAGGAAUGACAAAGGACAGAUCCCUGCGGAUGUUGUCCCGGACCCAGUGGACAUGCCUCUGGAGAUGGCCGAUGCUGCUGCUAUCGCUAAGGAAAUCAAGCAGAUGCUCUUGGAUGCGACACCUCCGUCCUGUACCAUCUCUAAGGCCAUGCUUCCAAACUGUGACCACGCUACCAGCAAGGCCAUGCUGACAUCUCUUGGCCUGAAGUUGGGGGACCGUGUUGUCAUCGCAGGGCAGAAGGUUGGGACGUUAAGAUUUUGUGGAACAACUGAGUUUGCAAAUGGGCAGUGGGCUGGCAUUGAACUGGAUGAACCAGAAGGAAAAAACAAUGGAAGUGUUGGGAGAGUCCAGUACUUCAAGUGUGCUCCCAAAUAUGGUAUUUUUGCACCCCUUUCAAAGAUAAGUAAAGUAAAAGACGGGAGGAAAAUUACCACACACACUUCUACCACGAGAGCAGCCCCACACGUCCGGGCCCAGAAAGUCGAUGUAGCUCAUGUUGCAUCCAAAGUGAAUUCUGGAUUGAUGACAUCAAAAAAGGAGAAUGCUUCUGAAUCCACACUUUCAUUGCCUCCCAGCGAAGAACUGAAAACUGUAGCAGAAAAUGAUGUUACCCAGCCUGGGUCCAUCAGCAGCUCCUCCUCCACAUCCUCGCUGGACCACAAGCAGAGCCACUCAAAGAAGGUGACCACAAGCAAGAAGACCUUGAGCAAAAGCCCCUCUCUCCCGUCCAGAGCCAGUGCUGGUUUGCAUUCUUCAGCACCAUCUGCAGCAAGUAACAUCCGUCGUGAAGGAGAACUCCGCCUUGGAGAAAGAGUGCUGGUGGUAGGCCAGAGAGUGGGGACCAUUAAGUUCUUUGGGACAACAAACUUUGCUCCAGGGCACUGGUACGGCAUAGAGCUGGAGAAGCCCCACGGGAAGAAUGACGGUUCAGUUGGAGGUGUGCAGUAUUUUAGUUGUUCUCCGCGAUAUGGAAUAUUUGCCCCCCCAUCCAGGGUGCAGAGGCUGUCAGAUUCCCUGGAUACGCUUACAGAAAUAUCUUCAAAUAAACAGAAUCAUUCUUAUCCUGGUUUUAGGAGAAGUUUCAGCACAACUUCUGCUUCUUCCCAAAAAGAGAUUAACAGGAGAAAUGCUUUUGCCAAGACCAGGACCACCCUGCGCCGCAGCUGGAGCAGUUCCACCACGGGUGGCCUCGAGGGGCCCACGAAGCUGCACGAGGGCUCUCAGGUCCUGCUCACCAGCUCUAACGAAAUGGCUACGGUUAGGUACGUGGGUCCCACGGACUUUGCCUCAGGCAUCUGGCUUGGACUGGAGCUCCGAAGUGCCAAAGGGAAAAACGACGGUGCCGUGGGUGACAAGCGCUAUUUCACCUGUAAGCCAAACUAUGGCGUGCUGGUUAGACCGAGCCGAGUGACCUACCGAGGGAUUAAUGGGUCAAAGCUCGUUGAGGAGAGCUGCUGAACCACCACCGAAGGCUCUUGUGAAUGUGUCUAUGUGCUGGAUGCAAAGUAGGGUCUACGACAAAGGGUUUAUGUAAAAACUGAAAAUACAGUAAUUUUCAUUUAAAACAAACAA
Acomys russatus (golden spiny mouse) is the source of this 2301-nucleotide messenger RNA. RefSeq names its product CAP-Gly domain containing linker protein family member 4 (gene Clip4). Bases 85 to 2187 code for a protein of 700 amino acids. Gene Ontology annotation, cellular component: nucleus; microtubule plus-end; cytoplasm. The record is from RefSeq and is a predicted model, not a curated record. Gene Ontology annotation, biological process: cytoplasmic microtubule organization. Lineage: Eukaryota; Metazoa; Chordata; Mammalia; Rodentia; Muridae. The transcript is spliced from 16 exons. Gene Ontology annotation, molecular function: microtubule plus-end binding.